GCGCGAGAGGGCCGGGCGGGCGGCCGAGUUUUCGAGAGAGAAGUUCACCAAGAUGUCCAGUGAUAGGCAAAGUUCCGAUGAUGAGAGCCCCAGCACCAGCAGUGGCAGUUCAGAUGCGGACCAGCGAGACCCAGCCGCCCCAGAGCCCGAGGAGCAAGAAGAAAGAAAACCUGCCACCCAGCAGAAGAAAAACACCAAACUCUCUAGCAAAACCACUGCUAAGUUAUCCACUAGUGCUAAAAGAAUUCAGAAGGAGCUAGCCGAAAUAACCCUUGAUCCUCCUCCUAACUGCAGUGCUGGGCCUAAAGGAGAUAACAUUUAUGAAUGGAGAUCUACUAUACUUGGGCCACCAGGUUCUGUAUAUGAAGGUGGUGUGUUUUUUCUGGAUAUCACAUUUUCAUCAGAUUAUCCAUUUAAGCCACCAAAGGUUACUUUCCGUACGAGAAUCUAUCACUGCAACAUCAACAGUCAGGGAGUCAUCUGUCUGGACAUCCUGAAUGACAACUGGAGUCCUGCUUUGACUAUUUCAAAGGCUUUGCUGUCUAUUUGUUCCCUUUUGACAGACUGCAACCCUGCGGAUCCUCUGGUUGGAAGCAUAGCCACUCAAUAUUUGACCAACAGAGCAGAACAUGACAGGAUAGCCAGACAGUGGACCAAGAGAUACGCAACAUAAUUCACGCAACGUGUAUGCAGUGUGAAGGGGCAGGAGGCGUCUUCCCACUGUGCUGCAAAUCUUUAUAGCCUUUACAAUACGGACUUCUGUGUAUAUGUUAUACUGAUUCUACUCUCUGCUUUUAUCCUUUGGAGACUGGGAGACUCCCCAAAAAGGUAAAUGCUAUCAAGAGUAG
This is a messenger RNA of Fukomys damarensis (Damara mole-rat), 848 nucleotides long. Its product is annotated as ubiquitin-conjugating enzyme E2 E3-like. Gene Ontology annotation, biological process: protein polyubiquitination. The coding region runs from base 53 to 673 and encodes 206 amino acids. The transcript has a single exon. Gene Ontology annotation, cellular component: nucleus. The record is from RefSeq and is a predicted model, not a curated record. NCBI's taxonomy places the organism in Eukaryota, Metazoa, Chordata, Mammalia, Rodentia, Bathyergidae. Gene Ontology annotation, molecular function: ubiquitin conjugating enzyme activity.